AUGCCUAAUGUGCUAAUCUAUAGUUACCUUGAUGCUUUGGUGGAUGGAGUUAGCUACAUUUUAGAUGCUCUCCUUUAUGCCCCUCUCGAUUUCUUUGGGUUUUUAGGCAACCCGCUCACUGUUUUACAAUUGCCCAGCAGAUGGUCACCGAAGAUCAUUGCAGGAUCGGCGACAAUCCCAAGAGAGUUAACUAACACAUAUCAACUGAAGCUCAGGGAAACAAUUAAUAGCAAAUCAUUUCAAACAAAUCCCAUCAAGGAGAAACUACUAACAAAAACACCACAUUUACUAUCAAAAGGCCUUAAAUUUUCAAGAAAUUUAGCCAACAAAAGAAAAGGGCUAUUUUCAUCGAACGCAACGAGAGAGCAAAACUUUAAACGGAAACAAUUAUUAAAUGGUCAAUGUCAGCGACAUGGUCUCAGACACCCUCCACUUAAUUAUCUGAUGCUUGUGAACCACCAACAUAAAAUGGUAUUCUGCUACAUCCCUAAAGUUGGUUGCACAUUCUUUAAACGCCUUAUGUUGAUUCUCAAUGGGAAAUAUCCGAAUGUUUCUAGUCCGUAUGAUAUAGCACCAACCAAAAUACACGUGUUGCCAAUAGAUCUCCUUUCGACUCAUCCCAGAGAAAAUGCCGCAGUCUUGAGGGCUUACAAGAAAGUAGUUUUUGUCCGGGAUCCUUAUACACGCCUUUUUUCAGGUUAUCUCGACAAAAUGUUUAUGCCACGACAAAUGUUUAAAACCCUGUGUACUUAUAUUAUUAAAACUUUUAGGAAAAGUGUGGUUAAAAAUUCAAGUAUUACAUGUCCUCUUGAUGUAACUUUUGAAGAAUUUUUGCGUUAUGUUAUCCAUUCAAAUCAGAACAAUGUAAAAAAAAAUUAUCAUUUUGGUAUGAUGCAUGAUCUGUGUGGUACCUGUGAUAUCAAGUAUGAUAUCAUAGGGAAACUCGAGACUUUUGUCCCUGAUUUGAAUUUAAUGUUUGAAGAAAUUGGUGAAAGUCAUAGAAUGCCAGUCGAAAAUUUGGUAACUGAAAGGGUUGAAGAUGAUCUUACAGCUGUCGUUGACUACGCCUUUCAUACCAAGAAGAAUACAUGUAUGGAUUUCUCGCAAAUUUUGCGCCGCACAUGGCGAAGAGCUCAGAUUCGAGGAUUCGUCAGUAUGGAUUUAGAUUUCCCUUUUACCAAUAACCAGACAUUAUUUGUAACUCAACAAGAAUUUUUAGAUACUAUUAAAGAUGCCAGUCUGGUUUCAAGAAAUGAUAAAAGUUUAAAAGUCAUCAAAAGUGAAGCAAUGUCUUACGCUUAUAGUACAGUACCGAUGGAUGUUUUAAAUCAAUUAGAGGUUCUUCUAAAAGAUGACUGUUUACAAUUUGGAUACGACACAAGGCCAAAACAUGUAUUCGAAGCCAAUCAACGAACAUGGAAUUUUAAUUAUUUUGAUGUUUGAGAUAUAGACAUUUAAAAUGAAGCACAAUUUAUUAAUAAUUUUGAGGGUAUUUAUGGUUUUGCUUUUGCGUAUAUGUUGUUGUUCUUGUUUAGCACUGCAUCACCUUCAUUGAACUCAUAUAAAGACAUCAUGCCAGGGACGAUUACAUCAUUAGUUUUCUAAACCAGGCCUACAGUGUCUAUCUACUGUUUCAUGUUUUAGACGGUUGGAUAUGAUGUGAGAGAGAUAUAGCUCUUACUUCUAGAAGGCGACCGCAUACGUGUUUUAAAGUAUUUUAUUUAUACUAUGUAAGGGUACACGCCAUACACAUUUCUGAGCGACAUGUGAUAAACAUUUCUGAGCGACAUACAUCAUUGUUUUACCGCAGCUUCAGUCUCGCUGUGUAUUCUACCUCUGCAGCAUCAUGGAUACAACUCAGUGAGUUGAAAGAUGAUGCUCCGAUAUAUAUAUGAUCUAUGAAAGUUUCUCUUAAGUAUAUUUCUAUAUAACAUACAAUCAUAUAAUGCUAAGUAUAAAUAUUGAUAUAAAAUGUACAUAUAUAAUAGGGAAUGUUGAAAAUAAAUAAUACUAGACUGAAAAAAUUACGAAACGGCUGUAAUCAUAGAGAAAUCAUAUGGAAGUAAUAAAUCUGUAUUCACUUCUUAUGCAUCCUGAUUAUAUGAUUAUAUCGUGAUGAUGGACUGAUUUUAUUAAGAAAUUUGAACAGUCAUAGGUAUGAUAAAUUUAUGGAAAAUUUGAUUAAAUAAUUUCAGGAAAAUAGAAGACACUAACCUUAUUGCAGUUAAUCUUUUAGACACAGCCUUGAAAUUAGAUAAUACUUGAUUAACUUGUUGAUAUUUUUCCAGCCUUAUAAUUUAAGGUCUAAGGAAGAUAACUCUUUUAACUUUUAUUACUUUCUACAUUUUAGUUUUGCCUUUUUUUUUUUUUUUUGCUUUUCGUUUUCCGUUUUUUUAACCUGACGUGUUUUGUAUAUCCUGUCUUCUCAGCUUUUUCGCGUUUCUUCUCUCAUCCAAUUUUUUAGUUCGUUAUGAUAUGUGGUUUGUGUUUGAUGAAUAUGCUUGAAAUAUUUCUCAACAUAUUGAUACUAUUAGUAGCACUUAAAGACAUGUAUUGUCCUUUAAAUAAAUAUUUAUCUCUCACCAGAUAGA
Messenger RNA from Octopus bimaculoides (California two-spot octopus), 2591 nucleotides. RefSeq names its product carbohydrate sulfotransferase 11. The record is from RefSeq and is a predicted model, not a curated record. Gene Ontology annotation, cellular component: membrane. Gene Ontology annotation, molecular function: sulfotransferase activity. NCBI's taxonomy places the organism in Eukaryota, Metazoa, Mollusca, Cephalopoda, Octopoda, Octopodidae. Gene Ontology annotation, biological process: carbohydrate biosynthetic process.